This is a messenger RNA of Sinocyclocheilus grahami, 416 nucleotides long. Its product is annotated as BTB/POZ domain-containing protein 2-like. Bases 1 to 324 code for a protein of 107 amino acids. The record is from RefSeq and is a predicted model, not a curated record. Gene Ontology annotation, cellular component: P-body; cytosol. Gene Ontology annotation, biological process: neurogenesis. Lineage: Eukaryota; Metazoa; Chordata; Actinopteri; Cypriniformes; Cyprinidae. The transcript has 2 exons.
AUGCGUGUGUUUCACACAGGUCCUGCUCAGUCGGCCAUUCUGAUGGACAGACAGGUGGUGAGUCUGUUCCUGCACUUCACGGUGAAUCCUAAACCGCGUGUGGAGUUCAUCGACCGGCCGCGCUGCUGUCUGCGGGGGAAAGAGUGCAGCAUCACGCGCUUCGGGCAGGUGGAGAGCCGCUGGGGUUACAGCGGGACCAGCGACCGCAUCCGGUUCUCUGUGAAUCGCAGGAUAUUUAUCGUGGGGUUCGGGCUUUAUGGAUCCAUUCACGGACCUACAGACUAUCAGGUCAACAUACAGGUGCGGCUGUCGAACGAAACAUGAUUUUUAAGCAAUACAAGUUAAUUUUAAUGUGAGGCAUGUCAAACUUGUCAAUUCCCUGCUCAGUGAAUUGUUACAGAUAUACACAGUAGGGA